AUUUGGACAUGGACAUUUCACGUUUUGUUGUACUUGUACGAAUAGCAGAUAAAGAUUUAAAUUAGUGUUCAGUACUAUUUAAAUGAAAGUGCUAAAUGUCCCUAUGUUAUUAACAGUAUUUUCAAUAUUCUUACAAUAUUUCUAAGAUGAGGUUAAAAGCUUUAUGUCAAUAAUCUCGAACGUAGCACUGUUUUGUUGUAUUUUAUUUUGUUCACUAAAAAUUAAACUUUCCAAACAGUGAUAUAAAAUAUGAUUUUUGUGGUAUAUUUCUAAUAUGAAAUAUUAUUAUAUAUGAGUGUCAAAUAUCAAGAACAGUUCGUGUGCUCAAUUGGCGAAACAUUAUUGUUUUCAAAGUUAGGUCGUCGUUUUUACUUUCUGUAAAGAUAUUACAAACUGUACUUUGUGUUGUGGUGGUAAUAUAAAAAGUAUUUGUUGAAAAAUCUUUGGAUCAUAACGUAGUAUCAAGAUGCUCAAACUCACAAACCGCCACCGUCGCUACUGUUAAUCGACUCUGUCAUGUGGUAGCCAUGAUGUCGUGGGGCGAAGCGCUGGGCCGGAGCACGUCCGCGCACUUCUCCCGCGUGGGCCGUCUCCGGCGGGCGCUGCUGUUGCUCGCGGUGGCGGCGUGCACGGGCGUCGCGCUGAUCUACUGGCGCCAGCAGACCGGUGACCAGGCUCAUCGACCUCUGCACAGCUUGUAUUCGGGUGUGGAGCCGCAAUGGUCAUGGGUGUGUCGAAAUGAGCGAUGUGAAAGGUUGCUCGCGACCGAAACGUCUAUACUACAGUCCCUUCCCACUUGCAACAUGCUCUGUGCAUCUACACAGCUCUGGCCACAACCAACGGGGCCUGUCAGUCUUGCCACUGCCGCCGUUCCAGUAAGCUCUGACGGAUUUUCCUUGCAGAUUCGAUCUUCGCCAUCUCGAGAUGUGUCGAAUCACCUCAACGACGCAUUCUUAUUGUUUACUGAAGACUUACGUUCGUUAGAAAGAAGCGGCUACACAGAGAAUCGGCGAUCGGAUAUCGGUCCAGCGAGGGACGUGAUAGUCCGCGUGGCUGUCAACGGUAGUGGAGAUCCCCGCUUGCGUCUCGAUACUAAUGAGAGUUAUAAACUCACUUUGCAACCAUCGGGUAACUCUCUUUACGUAGACAUCAGCGCAUUUUCGUUUUGCGGCGCCAGACACGGCUUCGAGACGUUAUCUCAAUUAGUAUGGGUAGAUCCUUACGCUGGGUCGCUUUUAGCUAUAGAAGCGGCGAGUAUUCAAGACGCGCCUAAAUUUGGAUUCCGAGGUUUAUUACUAGAUACGGCAAGGAACUUCUUCCCUGUAAACGAAAUUAUUAGAACCAUAGAUGCCAUGGCUGCGAACAAAUUAAAUACGUUUCACUGGCACAUAAGUGACUCUCAAUCGUUUCCAUUAAAGUUGCACAGUGCACCUCAAUUAACCCAGCACGGGGCAUAUGGGCCAGCAGCAAUAUAUACUACAGAAGACGUGCGUAACGUUGUACGGCGAGCUAGGCUUCGAGGUAUUCGGGUCUUAAUAGAAGUUGAUACUCCAGCUCAUGUAGGACGCGCGUGGGCGUGGGGACCAACAGCUGGCUUGGGACAUCUGGCGCACUGUGUGGAAGUGGAACCAUGGAGUGCGUAUUGCGGUGAACCGCCUUGUGGCCAACUUAAUCCUAGAAAUCCACAUGUCUAUCAAAUAUUGGAACGCAUUUACGCAGAAAUCUUACAACUCACGGGUGUUGAUGAUAUCUUUCACCUUGGAGGUGAUGAGGUUUCCGAACGGUGUUGGACGCAGCACUUCAAUGACACCGAUCCAAUGGACUUGUGGUUAGAAUUUACACGACGCGCAAUGGUUGCCUUACAGCGAGCAAACGGCGGUAAAUUACCUGAACUAACGUUACUGUGGUCAUCGCGGCUAACGCGAUCGCCAUAUUUAGAAAGGCUAGAGAAAAAGCAUUACGGCAUUCAAAUUUGGGGAGCUUCUCGAUGGCCAGAAUCACGAGCUGUUUUGGAUAUGGGAUUUCGUUCGAUAAUAUCGCAUGUUGACGCUUGGUACUUAGAUUGUGGUUUCGGUUCCUGGCGAGAUAAUUCGGACGGGCACUGUGGGCCGUAUCGGUCUUGGCAGCAGAUAUAUGAGCACAGGCCGUGGGCGGAAGAGAUGCCGGGAAUGUCCACUGGUGUAGAGCCGUGGCGAGUUGAUGGCGGCGAAAUAUGUUUGUGGACUGAACAGCUGGGCCCGGGAGGUUUGGAUGCUCGGUUGUGGCCAAGGUCCGCUGCUGUAGCAGAGCGAUUGUGGUCUGAUCGCCCCGAAGGCGCCACUGCUGAUGUGUAUCUCAGACUCGACACCCAACGAACGCGAUUAUUGGCUAAGGGUGUAGAGGCAAUGCCGCUGUGGCCUCGAUGGUGCACUCAUAACCCUAACGCUUGUCUCUAAUCAAUCUCAAGUAUUUUUAUAACACGAGAAGUAUUUCAAUGCCCUCUUCUGUAUAAAGUUUGUAUCGUUAAGGUGUUUUAAACCUGUAAGCGUAUGGCUUGUUAACUUAAACAUUAGAGAAAUAGUUGCGCUGUACAUAAUCGAUUUAAGUAAAACUGAAUAGAUAGACUCUUUGUACAUAAUGUAUCUCGAUGUAAUCUGGUGAACGUAUAAAUUAGACAUAGAAAAAUAUUGAGCACUCAAACGUAGAUAGAUAAAUGUUUGAGAGUAUCUGAACUGCCAUGUAGGUCACAAUUAUUUGCUUCUAUUAGUUAAAUAGCUCUACUUUACAAUUUUUUUUUAUUUAAGGUAUAACUAUUAAAUGCACGAAAUUUACGUUCAUCUUUGUCGAUACUUUUAUUUGUUUAUUUUUAUAGAUGUUUUUUUGGGAAAUUAUAAAAGCCCGAACACUAUUUUAUAUUUCUGUUGUUAAGCGUGGAUUGUUAAAGAUAUUGUAAGUACAUUUAAAUGAUUAUUUAUUGGUAUGAAACAAGUGAUACUCACAUUUUUAUAUUAUAGUAAGAUUGCGACUUAUUUAUUAAGAUGGUCAUAGUUUGCGUUAAGUUGAUUAUGAAGAUCUGAAAACAUUUCAUAUAUUUGGGGUUUAUUACUUAGAAUUAAAAAAUAAUUCGAUUAUUGAUUUAAAUAUAAGUGCAACAAUUGAUAUUAUUUACAAUGGAAGUUUUUAUGCUGCAAAAUUCCGUACGUUAAUUUUUUUGUAUAAGUACAGUUUAAACGAGUUUAAAUGUAAUGUUAGUUUAUGGAAAUACAAUAAUACAUAAAACCGUUUAAAGUUCACACAAUGAAAAUCAAUUUUUAAUUAUUGUA
Molecule: messenger RNA, 3302 nt
Organism: Zerene cesonia (dogface butterfly)
Lineage: Eukaryota; Metazoa; Arthropoda; Insecta; Lepidoptera; Pieridae
Gene: FDL
Product: probable beta-hexosaminidase fdl
Exons: 4
Coding region: 528-2435 (635 amino acids)
Biological process (GO): ganglioside catabolic process; carbohydrate metabolic process; glycosaminoglycan metabolic process
Cellular component (GO): membrane
Molecular function (GO): beta-N-acetylhexosaminidase activity
Source: RefSeq, a predicted model, not a curated record